UUUAUUCGGGCUGUAGACACUGCAUUUACCCUAAUUAUGUGAAACGUAGUGAAAACUUUAAGACCACUUUAUGAAAUCGUUAAAAGUCUUUUAUGUUGACGUCUAGGUUGAUACGUUUUGAAACCGGAAACGGCUGCUUUGUGGCGCUACUUUUGGCGAAGUUAAGGUUUCGUAUCAUUUUAUUUUAAGGUGCACGUGAGUUUCAUAUAUAGCUUCCAAAGAUGUCUCUAAGUUCAGUGCAGUCCACCUUGUCCACUCUGAAGUCAUGUCAAGCAGACCUUGGAGGUUGUAUGGACAUGGUAUCAGAUGUUGCGCUGGGAAUAGUUGAAGCACAAGGUAUGGAUAACAGUCCAGCUCUGAAGAAGCUGGAGGAAAUGAUUCUGGAGUGCUCGAGACUGGACAGAGAAAUCAACUGUUUUGUGGAGUCUGUUGAUGAGAUGACUGCUCAGGUCAGACAUGAACCUCCUGAGGCUAUGGUUCACCUGAGAAACUCCGUAAAGGAGCGAUUCAAUGAGCUUAUGGCCGGAGUUACAGAUGCAGACCUACAAAGGCACAGCAAGGUUGUUGCCUUCAGAGACAAUGUCAGGAAAUAUGCCAUGCAAGCAGGUCAAUCUGCUGCUGAGAAUGAAGAAGAGGAGCUGGAUGAGGACAUUGCUGUAACACAGAGCCAGACAAACUUCAUCUGCCCUCUCACCCAGGUUGAGAUGGUAAAUCCAAUGAAAAACAAGAAAUGCCAUCAUUACUAUGACCAAGAGGCUGUACUUGAAAUGAUUAAGGCCAGGCACAAAAACAAGAAGAAAUUUCGCUGUCCAAAGGUUGGCUGCGGAAACACAGAUGUUCAGCAGUCAGAUCUCGAGUUGGACCUGGUUAUGAAGAGAAUGAUCCAGAAGCAUAAGAGACAGAGCGGAAAAACUUAAUUUGACUAAAUCAGUCCUGCAGAUGUUAGUUGUUCGGUCUAUAAUAAGAAAAUGGUUUUGCCUGAAUUUUAAAAUGUAGAACUGGAGACUUUUGUAGUAAUAUUUGGUUCAUGUUAAUCUAGAACACAUUUAUUGUUCAUGUUUGGAAUACAAAUGCACUAUGCUUGUCAAUGCUGCCUUUUUUUUCUUU
Messenger RNA from Carassius carassius (crucian carp), 1107 nucleotides. Its product is annotated as E3 SUMO-protein ligase NSE2-like. The record is from RefSeq and is a predicted model, not a curated record. Gene Ontology annotation, molecular function: SUMO ligase activity; zinc ion binding. Gene Ontology annotation, cellular component: nucleus; Smc5-Smc6 complex. Bases 222 to 917 code for a protein of 231 amino acids. The transcript has 7 exons. NCBI's taxonomy places the organism in Eukaryota, Metazoa, Chordata, Actinopteri, Cypriniformes, Cyprinidae. Gene Ontology annotation, biological process: double-strand break repair via homologous recombination; protein sumoylation.